GGUUUGCCUCGCUUGAAGCUCACCGCAGGUCAUUGGCUUGAAGCAUCCAGACGGAAACGGAAGUAGACUAACAUCUUGGGAAGAUGAGUUCCACUAGUGUGGAAGUCCCGCAAGCAGAGCCAGAGAAGAAAGCAGCCGAGGAAGAGAACGCGCCAAAAUCUCGGUUUCGUCCGUUUUCUUGGCUGUCAAAAGCUAGUUCGUUUAUUAACAUGCCCUGCACCUGUAAUCGAAGCAACUGGAGGCGAUGGAUCCGACCCCUGCUCGUACUUAUUUAUGUACUUUCCAUCCUGAUCUCGGUUCCGUUGUGUAUUUGGGAACUUCAAAAACUGAAGGUUGGCAUACACACUAAAGCAUGGUUCAUUGCCGGUAUAUUUCUGCUGUUGACCAUACCUGUCUCCCUCUGGGGGAUUCUGCAACACUUGGUGCACUACACACAGCCUGAACUGCAAAAACCUAUAAUAAGAAUUCUUUGGAUGGUCCCGAUAUACAGUUUGGAUUGUUGGCUGGCUUUGACAUAUCCCAAAAUUGCCAUAUACGUGGAUACCUGGAGGGAGUGUUAUGAAGCUUACGUCAUCUAUAACUUUAUGAUAUUUCUUAACAACUACCUAACCAUCAGGUUCCCAAACGUGAUGCUACACCUGGAAGCCAAAGAUCAACAACAACACCUCCCUCCGCUGUGCUGCUGCCCACCAUGGGCCAUGGGAGAAAUGCUACUCUUUCGAUGCAAACUAGGAGUAUUGCAGUACACUGUGAUUAGACCCAUCACCACUGUUACAGCAUUGGUUUGUGAGAUUGUUGGUGUCUACGAUGAAGGGAACUUUAGUUUCUCCAACGCUUGGACUUACUUGGUUAUAAUAAAUAAUUUGUCACAACUGUUUGCCAUGUACUGCCUCCUGCUGUUUUACAAAGUGCUAAAGGAGGAGCUCAGCCCUAUACAACCUGUUGGCAAAUUUCUUUGUGUCAAACUCGUAGUCUUUGUCUCGUUCUGGCAAGCAGUACUUAUAGCUCUGUUGGUCAAGGUUGGCGUUAUUUCAGAAAAGCGUACAUGGGAAUGGCAAAGUGCGGAAACUGUGGCCACGGGCCUGCAGGAUUUCAUCAUCUGCAUCGAAAUGUUCUUUGCGGCCAUCGCCCAUCACUACUCCUUCUCCUAUAAGCCCUACGUGCAGGAGGCUGAGGAAGGCUCGUGCUUUGACUCUUUCCUCGCUAUGUGGGAUGUGUCAGACAUCAGAGACGACAUUUCUGAACAAGUCAGACGCGUUGGGAGGACAAUGCGAGGUUAUCCGAAAAAAAAACGUUUUCCUGAAGACCCAGAGCACACUGAACAUACAAGCCUGCUUUCUUCAACCUCACCAGAUGCAGCUUCUUCAGGUUCAAAGCCGUCUUCCCCCCUGGGCCAGUAUCAGGGCUUUGGACACACGAUUACCCCACAGAAUGUGGCUGCUGCAUCCAAGUUCUGUGACGACAUCACGAUUGAUGUCCCAGAGGAGCAGGAGCCUUUUGAUGUAGACCAAUAUGACGACGACGACUCGGAAGACACAGUUACAUCACAGGACACAUUUCCUAUAAUCAAAUGUGAAGACACAGUUACUUCACAGGAUUCACCUACAGCAAAGCUAUGUGAAGAUGUCAUAACUGACAUCCCAGAAGGGCAGGAGCCCCCUGAUAAAUCAAUGAAUUAUUAAAGUUGCCACAGUCCUCUUUGUAUAUAGUCUACAAUGCUGGAGAAUUUCAGAGAUAGGCAAAAACCAGAUAUAACUACUAUAUAUAAUAUACACACACAUAUAAUACACACAUUAGUAUAUAUAUAUUUGUAUAUGUUUUAUAUAUUACAAAUAACAUUUAAAUUUCCUAGCCUUUGGCUUUCUUAAACUGUUAUAGUAUCAUAAAUUCAAACAGUAACAACUUCAGCUAAACACUCUUGUAUUUCUCAAGAGGAUGGAUAUUUGAAAAAAAAUCAAUGCUUCUUACCACUGCAUGAAUGUAAUGCUCUGAACUGAAAAUGAAAAUGUACAUAUAAAUUCAAAUUAAUUUAAUUUAAUCAUAAUCAUGUGCCAUUUAAGUUUACAUAAUUAUACUUAAAUUACAUGUCUUUCAAUAAAUGCAAAGCCAUUUUCUGAAA
This is a messenger RNA of Mesocricetus auratus (golden hamster), 2119 nucleotides long. RefSeq names its product transmembrane protein 184C (gene Tmem184c). The transcript is spliced from 11 exons. NCBI's taxonomy places the organism in Eukaryota, Metazoa, Chordata, Mammalia, Rodentia, Cricetidae. The record is from RefSeq and is a predicted model, not a curated record. Gene Ontology annotation, biological process: transport. Gene Ontology annotation, molecular function: transporter activity. Bases 84 to 1682 code for a protein of 532 amino acids.